This is a messenger RNA of Cylas formicarius (sweet potato weevil), 2269 nucleotides long. RefSeq names its product protein O-mannosyl-transferase 2 (gene twisted). Gene Ontology annotation, molecular function: dolichyl-phosphate-mannose-protein mannosyltransferase activity. The transcript has 13 exons. Gene Ontology annotation, biological process: protein O-linked glycosylation via mannose. Gene Ontology annotation, cellular component: endoplasmic reticulum; membrane. Lineage: Eukaryota; Metazoa; Arthropoda; Insecta; Coleoptera; Brentidae. The record is from RefSeq and is a predicted model, not a curated record. Bases 117 to 2201 code for a protein of 694 amino acids.
AACUAUUAUAUUUCAUAAGGAAGAAGAAAUUCUAAUUAACCAAACGAUUUUUGUAAAAUUUUAAUUUACUUUUAAAGUUCUCCAAUGUUUAAAAUGUUUUAGGAAAAUCUGCAAAAAUGGCCGAGAAAGUUGCCGGUAGUAGCCACCGAUUCAGCUGGCUGUUUUUAACAGCGGUCGUAUUUUUGGCGGUAUUAACUAGGUUUUACAAAAUUCACGAACCUGAUCAUGUGUGUUGGGAUGAAACACACUUUGGAAAAAUGGGAAGUUGGUACAUUAACCGAACUUUCUUCUUUGAUGUUCAUCCUCCACUAGGAAAGAUGUUAAUAGGCUUGUCAGGAUAUCUGACUGGAUAUGAUGGUACAUUUGCUUUUGACAAGCCAGGCGACAAGUACCAGAACACUAGCUACUUGGGAAUGAGGAUGUUUUGCGCUAGUUUGGGUGCAUCCAUAGUCCCAAUGGCCUACUUAACAGUCAAUGAAAUGACUAAGAGACCCACAGCUGCCCUAUUUUCUUCUUUGUUACUAUUGUUUGAUGUGGGUCUCAUAACAUUAACACAAUAUAUAUUACUUGACCCUAUCUUGCUUUGCUUCAUGAUGGGCUCCAUUCUUGGAGCAGUUAAGGUUUCUUACGGAUGUUGCAAGGAGUUUUCUGCCAAGUGGUGGAUAUGGCUGAUCUUCACAGGUGUAAUGUUGGCAUGCUGCACUUCAGUUAAGUUUGUGGGGUUGUUUGUUGUAGUCUUAGUUGGUUUAAUGACUGUAGCCGACUUGUGGAAUAUUUUGGGAGAUUUAUCAGUACCUGUUAUUCAUACUGUCAAACAUUUGCUGGCACGGGCAUUGUGCCUGAUUGUAUUACCAAUUUGCCUUUAUGUGAUAUUUUUCUACAUUCAUCUUUCAGUUCUAAAUAGAAGUGGAAAUGGUGAUGGAUUUUAUAGCUCAUCAUUCCAGUCCCAAUUAAUUGGGAACAGUUUAUACAAUGCAAGCAUGCCUCGACAAGUGGCUUAUGGGUCUGUGAUCACCCUGAAAAACCAUCGAACUGGGGGUGGAUACUUGCAUUCUCAUUAUCAUUUAUAUCCUGAAGGGGUUGGCGCCAGACAACAACAGAUAACAACCUAUACCCACAAAGAUGAUAAUAACAAGUGGUUGGUAAAAAGGUAUAAUAUGGAUAAAACUGAAGAUGUUGUGAUUGUGAGGAGUGGUGAUUUAGUAAGGUUAGAACAUGUGUCAACAAAGCGCAACCUGCACUCACAUAAAGAGCAGGCUCCAGUUACCAAGAAACAUUACCAAGUGACAGGGUAUGGGGAAAAUGGAACUGGCGAUGCUAAUGAUGUGUGGAAAAUUUUAGUAAUUGGUGCUACUGAUGGUGUUGAAGUAACUGCAGUUACAAGCAAGCUAAAGUUUGUGCACUAUUUACAAUCAUGUGUUUUAACAACUAGUGGCAAGCAGUUGCCAAAGUGGGCAUAUGAACAGCAAGAAGUGUCUUGCAGUGCCAAUCUUAGGGACCCGAAUGGUUGGUGGAAUGUUGAAGAAAAUAUUUUUGAACGAUUACCCAGCGUAAAUUUCAAAGUUUAUGCGCCAAGCUUCUUUGAACGUUUCUUAGAGUCCCAUGCCGUUAUGUUUCAAGGAAACGCGGGUUUGAAGCCGAAAGAAGGCGAAGUUACAUCGCGGCCUUGGCAAUGGCCCCUAAACUACAGGGGACAAUUUUUUUCUGGAUCGUCCUACCGUAUAUAUUUAUUGGGUAAUCCAGUGAUUUGGUGGUGCAACUUAGGGUUCAUACUGAUCUUUUUGAGUGUCUUCUUAACUAAUGCAGUUAAAAGGCAAAGGGGCUACAUUAAAACAUUUUCUGAUCUGGAUAGGGGCAGAGUCAAGGCAGCUGCUUGGCUAUUUUUAGGUUGGCUACUACAUUAUAUACCAUUCUGGGCUAUGGGCAGAGUCCUAUAUUUUCAUCACUACUUCCCGGCAUUGCUGUUUAGUUCUAUGAUAACAGGUAUAACCACAGACUACUUGUUGGAAAAGAUCUGUUUGGUUUUUAAAGACAGGGUGUCUAAAACAGUCUACCACACACUAAUAGGCACCAUUCUGUCAAUAAUGGUGUAUAGUUUCCACCUUUUUUCACCAUUGGCCUAUGGAAUGAAAGGUCCCAUAUCAACAGAACAUAACUCUUCAAUGCACGGAUUAAAAUGGUUAGAUAGUUGGGAAUUUUAACUGUAGAUAAUUAUUGUUAAGGGAAUUAAGCAACUGUAUUUUAUGAUAAUUAAAGUGAAUCUCAAUAU